Molecule: messenger RNA, 1145 nt
Organism: Camellia sinensis
Lineage: Eukaryota; Viridiplantae; Streptophyta; Magnoliopsida; Ericales; Theaceae
Product: serpin-ZX
Molecular function (GO): serine-type endopeptidase inhibitor activity
Source: RefSeq, a predicted model, not a curated record
GCAUUAAGAACAACUUAGUGUUGUCUCCAUUAUCGAUCAAUGUCGUUCUAAACAUGGUGGCCGCUAGAUUAGCUGGCCCCGCUUUAGAACAUGUGAUGGGCCAUUUAGGGUUCAAAACCAUCUCUGAUAUUCAUUCCAACUCUUCUGAGAUCAUGGCGGUCGCGGCUGGCGAUGGAGAGAAUGGGGGUCCUGUUUUUACUAUGGUGAAUGGUGUUUGGGUUGAUAAAGAGUUUGCUUUAAACCCUAGUUAUGAGAAGGUUCUUAGAGAGAGAUUUGAUUGUGAAUUCAAUACUGUUGAUUUUCAAACUCAGGCUGAGGAAGUGGUAGAAGAAGUAAACAUAUGGGCUGAGAAAGCAUCGAGAGGGCUUAUCACAAACAUUCUAGAACCCGGUUCCUUAGAUCCAAUGACACAACUUGUUCUGGCAAACGGACUCUACUUCAAAGGAACGUGGUCCAAAAAAUUUGAUGCAAAUCUCACUCAAAACCGAGACUUUUAUCUUCUCAACGGAGAUAAAAUUUCAACCCCAUUCAUGUCUAGUCGAAAAGACUAUCUAUUCAGAUCAUUCAACGAUUUCAAGGUCCUCAAAAUACCAUACCAUUGUGGGAAUUUCAAAUCACUCGACAACACCAAAAUCGAUGACAUCAAUACCGAUGACUCCGAUUACGACUCUGAUUACGACAACACCAACGACGGCACCCCCCGAUUCUCUAUGUUCUUCUUGCUCCCAAACAAGAUAGACGGACUUCCAAAUCUUUUGGAAAAGCUAAAUUCCGAUUGUGGGUUGUUGGAUCAGAGCCUCAUGAACUUGUGGAAAGCGGAGCUCAACAAGUUUUGGAUCCCGAAAUUCAAAUUCUCGUUCGAUUUUAAGGUUUGCAAGGCCAUGGAGGACAUGGGAGUAUCAUUGAAUGUUAAAUCAGAAACAGUUGUUUCAACCAUUCUUCAUAAAGCUUGUGUUGAGAUAGACGAGGUAGGCACGGAGGCUGCAGCCAUUACUGUCAGCAUGUUAAUGGGAUGUUCACUGUAUGAGCCAGAAAAAGUUAACUUUGUUGCGGAUCAUCCUUUCUUAUUCAUGAUCAAGGAAGAGGUCUCGGGGUUGGUUAUUUUCGCAGGUGCAGUACUCAAUCCGGCAGAAGUUUCGUUUUAG